Moesziomyces antarcticus is the source of this 2586-nucleotide messenger RNA. RefSeq names its product actin cytoskeleton organization protein. The coding region runs from base 1 to 2586 and encodes 861 amino acids. Gene Ontology annotation, cellular component: cytoplasm; NatB complex. The transcript has a single exon. Lineage: Eukaryota; Fungi; Basidiomycota; Ustilaginomycetes; Ustilaginales; Ustilaginaceae. Gene Ontology annotation, molecular function: protein-N-terminal amino-acid acetyltransferase activity; protein binding. The record is from RefSeq and is a predicted model, not a curated record. Gene Ontology annotation, biological process: N-terminal peptidyl-methionine acetylation.
AUGGCGUUCAAUCCGGUGGCCAUGCUGGCCGAACGCACGUGUGCGCCCAUCUACAACGCCAUCGACACUGGCAACAACACGCUCGCAGUGCGUCAUGCCGAUCGCAUCCUGCAUACGCAGCCCGAACUGGCGCUGGCGUCGGCGCUCAAGGCUCUUGCGCUCGUGCGCUCGGCAAAGCGCGACGAGGCCAACACGAUCUGCACGCAGCUCAUCGCCCGCGGUCUUCCCAAGGGGCACGAGAAUGCGCUCACACCACUCACAUGGUGUUUGGGUCGGCUCGGUCGGCGGCAGGACGAAGUGGCGCUGCUCGAGACGGCGGUGAAGAACAAUCCGAACGACGAGGAUCUUGCGCGCCAGACGUUCCUGGCGCUCAUCAAGUGUCAGUCAUUUCAAAAGGCACAGCAGCUGUCGCUCAAGAUGCACAAGUCGUUUGCACAGCGCAAGCAGGGGAAAGGCCGGUUUGCGGACGAGUACUUUUGGUGGUCCAUCCUGUCGUAUGUGCUGCUGGCGCGCGAUGCCAAGGCACCAGGAGCAGCGCUCGCACUGCCGCUCAGCCAGCGGAUGAUCGAAAAGCAGAUCGAGACGAAACCGCUCGGCCUCAACGACGAGGAGGCGCUCUGCCUCCAGCUGCAGGUGCUCGUCCGACAGGGCAAAAAGGCGGAAGCUUUCGAGCUGGUGGCUACCGAGGGCUCGGUGGGACAUGCGCUGUGCGACCGCAACCUUAGUCUGGAGUUCACGCGCACCGAUCUGGCCAGGGAGCUGAACAAGUGGCAGUACGUCGAGCAGAGCUGCUGGGCGCGGAUCGACGGCGGCAGUCGAAACUGGGCGCACUUUAGCGGAUUCCUGGAUGCAGCCGAGAAGCGAGGGAAGGACGAGCUGAUGGCGGCGCACAAAAAGAUCAAUGUGCUGCUGAGCGUCAAGGGCGCGGUCAAAGAUCGUAGCGUUCGACUGGCCGAGCUCGAGGUGUGGCGCAAACGCAUGCAGGUCGAGCCAGAAGUUGAGGCGCAGCUGUAUGCCAAGGUGGUGGCGUACUUUGACACGUUUGGCACCAAGGCGUGCUGCCACGAAGACCUGCUUCCGUACCUGGGUGCGCUAUCGAGCGACUCUCGCAGCAAGCUCAGUGCAGUGCUCAAGGAGAAGACCAAGCCGCUGUCGGUCAAGACCGAGGCGGAGCUGCGGACGUACAUCUCGAUCGCCAAGAUCACGCGCGCGGUGCAGACGGCAAGCGGUCUGAGCGAAGAAUCCGAGGCUGCGCUCGCGGCGGAGCUGGUGGCACGGUACGUGGACGGGCUUUCGGUGGGCAAGGAUCUGCCGGAAACCGAGAUGCAGCCGGCGGAUGACAUUGCGUUGCUUGCAGUGCAGGCGCUUCUGUCGGCAUACCGCCUUUCCGGUGGCAAGCUGGUGUACCUGUUCCAGGUGAUUGGGCUGCUCGAAUUCGGGCUCACCAAGAGCAGCAAGGGCUACCAGUUGCGCAUGCUGCUCAUUCGAAGCUACACGCUGGCGGGCGCGUUGGACCGGGCCUUGAUCCACUACGGCCUGCUGGGCCUCAAGAGCGUGCAGGCGGAUACGCUGUCGCACCUGGUCAGCGAGCGAUGCUCUGCCUUUUCCGCCACGGGCAGGAACGCAAAGGCGGCCGACGAGGGGACAUACAAGAUGGCCGUGCGAACGCUCUCGACGGCGCAGGCGAUCUACGAGGAGAAUGCGAAUUCGACGCCCGAGAUGAUCGGCAAGGCGCUCGAGCACGGCAUCUACUCGCGCGUCGAGGAGUUCGUCCAGUUUGGCGAGGCGCUCGAGCGGUCGUUGCAGCGCCAGGUGGUGCGGCUCGAGGAGGCGAGAUCGCAUCUGCACAGGCGCGGCAACUUUGCAGACGACGAGCAGCGAUCGACGUUUGGAGCGGCUAUUAGCAACAGCGUGGCGAGCGUCCGGGCGGAUUUGAAGGCGGGUACGAGUGACCAGCGCGACUAUUCGGUGCUGGUCAACUACCAGCCCAUGGCAACGCCGAGUGUGGAGGAGCUCACGCAGGUGGGGCCACGACAGGACGCAGGAUGGGUGCGCAGCAUUGCACUUACGCUAGCAGACGAUGAAGGAGGAGCAGGAAUCAAGGAUGAAGAUUUGGUUGCGCUGACGGAGCGCGAGAAGGCGCUGGUGGAGCUCGUGGCCGCGGCGCGCAAUGGGUCGUUCGAGGCAAGCCGGCUACUCGAGCUGCUCGAGGCGGCCAAGACGACCACACGCACCGUAGUGGACGUGGUUGGCGGCGGAGCGGGUGGUGCCGAGCGGAUGGUGCGACCGGUGGAUGUGGUGCACGAGGUGGGUCUGGCGCUCGAGGCGGUGUACCACACCGAGGCGCUGCUCGACGCCGAAUCCAAGGCGGCAUGCCAGACGCACCUGGCCGAACUUGCGACGCUCGUCAACCACCUCACGCGGUCGACGCAGGUACUGACCAAGCCAGCGGUGCUCGAGCAAGGGCUGGCUGCCGUGGGCGCCGAGCGUGUCGCGCAGCUGAUGCAGUCGACGCGCGACAAUGUGGCACGCUGCUGGACCAAGGUGUUCGCCAACCUGCGCGACGCCCUGCGUGAUGCGCUGUGA